Colletotrichum chrysophilum is the source of this 780-nucleotide messenger RNA. RefSeq lists its product as uncharacterized. The coding region runs from base 1 to 780 and encodes 259 amino acids. The record is from RefSeq and is a predicted model, not a curated record. The transcript has a single exon. Lineage: Eukaryota; Fungi; Ascomycota; Sordariomycetes; Glomerellales; Glomerellaceae.
AUGUUCGGCUCAACACCAUCACCAUCAUCCUCAAGAAAGGGCAAAUGCCCCCGCGAGGCAAUGCACACCCGCAAGCCCUCCCUCUCCAACUCCAUCUCCAGCAACGACUCCUCCUCGACACAAUCAACCCGCUCCUCAGGCAGCACAAUCCGCCACACCCGCAGGCUCGACUUCGACCCCCUCUCGCUGCACCCGACCUUCCAACCACCACCAGGCCGCCUCUUCGAGCGCCCCCUCAUCCACAACUCCCAGGCCAUCGAAGACGCCGUCCUCGACUCCUACUUCUCCUCCCAGGAGGCCGCCCUCGCGGAACACCAGCAAAAGACCAAGGCCGCCUUCGCCGCCGCCGUGCCCAGCAUGCCCCAGCCGCCCGUCGACUCCCCGCGCACCCCGAUCGACCAGCAGCGCUCCCGCGAGCACGCCGCCGAGGGCGACGACUACUUCCUCUUCAAGGUGCAGCAGCACAUCGCCGCUACGCGCCCGCAGCUGCCGCGCUCCCACUGGUCCGAGUCCACCGUCCAGACGCUCGACAUGUCCUCGCCCGAUGAGGAGGACGACGACGUCGACGCCGACGGGGACGGCAGCAUCGUCGACGAGGAGCGCCCCGUAAGAGAGUCUCGGUGGCAGAACUUUUCCCACAAGAGGAACUCGCCGCCCAAGCGCCCGCAGAUGAAGUCCCUGGACAGCGUGGAGGACUUCCUCAAGCGCGGCGGGUGGAAGAGGCGGGGCAUCGUCUUCGACGGCGAGAGCACCCGGCAUUCCGACCCCAGCUUGUUCUAA